Messenger RNA from Cyprinodon tularosa, 2667 nucleotides. RefSeq names its product glycine receptor, alpha 3 (gene glra3). The record is from RefSeq and is a predicted model, not a curated record. The transcript has 10 exons. Gene Ontology annotation, molecular function: glycine binding; chloride channel activity; transmitter-gated monoatomic ion channel activity. The coding region runs from base 218 to 1717 and encodes 499 amino acids. Gene Ontology annotation, biological process: signal transduction; chemical synaptic transmission; chloride transmembrane transport. Gene Ontology annotation, cellular component: plasma membrane; synapse; neuron projection. Lineage: Eukaryota; Metazoa; Chordata; Actinopteri; Cyprinodontiformes; Cyprinodontidae.
GCACAACAUCUGUGCGCUUCUCAGCUUUGGCUUCAUCUCUGCUGCUGCGCGCGACCUCGCUCCUCUCCAUGGUGAUGAGAAACAAUAGUGCAGCUUAAUAUCCGGGAGUCACGGCGGAAUGUCCGCGAACUCUCUGUGCACCACUAUCUGAGCACAUCUGGAGCGCGAGCGCUGUCCGCGGUGCUGAAGGCGGCGGAGCGUCCGGACAGGAGGAGACAUGAGGUGGAAGGAGGGCUCCCUGAUGCUGCUGCUGGUGGUCAGUCUGAGCCGGUGUAAGGAGAUGAACAGCGCUGCCCGGACACGGCACGCUCCGAUGUCUCCCUCUGACUUCCUGGAUAAACUGAUGGGAAGGACGUCUGGAUAUGAUGCUCGGAUCAGGCCAAAUUUCAAAGGUCCUCCAGUCAACGUCUCCUGUAACAUUUUCAUCAACAGCUUCGGCUCCAUCGCUGAGACCACCAUGGAUUACCGUGUAAACAUCUUCCUCCGCCAGCAGUGGAACGACCCCAGACUCGCUUAUGCAGAGUACCCCGACGACUCCCUGGACCUGGACCCAUCCAUGCUGGACUCCAUCUGGAAACCAGAUCUGUUCUUUGCCAACGAGAAGGGAGCCCACUUUCAUGAAGUCACCACAGACAACAAACUGCUCAGGAUAUUUAAGAACGGCAACGUUCUGUACUCUAUAAGGCUGACUCUAACUCUGUCGUGUCCCAUGGACCUGAAGAACUUCCCGAUGGACGUCCAGACGUGCAUCAUGCAGCUGGAGAGCUUCGGUUAUACCAUGAACGACCUGAUCUUCGAGUGGCAGGAAAAUGGCCCGGUCCAGGUGGCAGAGGGCCUCACGCUCCCACAGUUUAUCCUCAAAGAUGAGUCGGACCUAAGAUACUGCACCAAGCACUACAACACCGGUAAAUUCACCUGCAUCGAGGUGCGUUUCCACCUGGAGCGACAGAUGGGUUACUACCUGAUCCAGAUGUACAUCCCUUCUCUGCUUAUCGUUAUCUUGUCCUGGGUUUCAUUCUGGAUCAACAUGGACGCUGCCCCGGCGCGGGUGGCACUUGGCAUCACCACCGUGCUGACGAUGACCACGCAGAGCUCUGGGUCCAGGACGUCACUACCUAAGGUCUCCUAUGUGAAGGCCAUCGACAUCUGGAUGGCUGUGUGUCUCCUGUUUGUCUUCUCUGCCCUGCUGGAAUACGCAGCCGUCAACUUUGUGUCAAGACAACACAAAGAGCUGCUGCGCUUCAGGCGGCAAAACAAGAGCAAGAAUAAGAACGGCGGCGUCGAUCCGGAGGAGCUAGCCGAGUCCCUGCGCCGCAUUAGCGCCGACAACGGCUUCAAACCGGCAGAGCCUCUAUAUGGAUCAAUGAGCAACAUCUACAGCAGUCCCCACAGGGAAGGAGAGAUCCAUGAGAGCCGGCCGACCUCCGCGGCUGCUGUGACGUCCACCCCCAGCAGCACCAAGGACUCCAAAACCAACAUCAACAACGCCGUAGCAGUGCUGGGUACCCCUAAAGGAGCAGUCAGUACUUCCCAGAAUCCACCUGGAGGAGGAGGAGGAGGUAAAAGCACGGAGGAGAUGAGGAAGCUGUUCAUCAACCGAGCCAAAAAAAUCGACACAGUGUCGAGAGCCGGCUUCCCUCUGGCCUUCCUCUUCUUCAACAUCUUCUACUGGGUCCUUUACAAGAUCCUGAGACAUGAGGACUUCCACAGGGCGUGAAGGAGGCUCCUCCAAGCGCCGUCCAGGAUGGUCCCAACAUCUUAGCUCUGAGGAGGUCCGACUGUAAAGCUUGGACCCUAUUUAUACUGACACUGUUAAGGUUUAAACUUUAAGAUGUUUAGUUAAAAAAGAUAACUGCCACGAUAAUCAGAUCCAGCUUUAUGGCCCCGGAUGUUAAAAUCCAAACCUCAGGAAGUGAUGCUGAAGAUCUGCAGGGUGAAGCUGCGUGAUGUCACCACUUUUCUCCACCAAAGAUAACCCAGCCCGGCGGAUGGACAACAGGAUUUCAGCUCCCAGCAGCGGGUCCAGUGAGGGACCGUUCCAGCCCUCAGAUGGACCUCCUGGUACCUUUCAGGGGGUUUUGGGUCCAGAUUCUUCGUUUAUUCUCACUGGUUCAGUUCUGUCCCAAAGCUUUGCCCGGUUCUGACUGCGGCUCCUUGGUCAUGUUUGUUCCUGCCUAUGUUGUUUGUAAAACUCUCCUUGUGAUUUAUUCUGUCAGCGUUCGUUAAGGUCCGCUCGUUAACUACAGUCAGAGUCAGUUCUGGAACCAACAAUACAUCCAAGGUGCCAAACGGUUCCGGUUCCCUCUGCUGACUCCUUCAGCCGCCUGCUGCUCCUGGUUCAGGUUCAGCUGAUGUUAGAAGGUUACCUGACCUGCAGCUCCUCUGACUUCUGGUUCCCUCAGCAGAGGGUCACAGAUGAGGAGUUUCUCCUCCUUUGUGCCAAAGGUGAGACGUAAGGAGGUGGCCGCUCCUCUAAGGACUCAGAUUUCCGCUGGAACAAGUUUCCUACGAGCAUCCAGCAAAUCUUUGUUUUUAUCUCCAGGAUAAAAGCUCUAAUGGAAAAAUCAGUUUACACAGUUUUCUCUGAAAUGUGAUUUUUAUUUCUUCACAGCUCCUAAAGGCUUUAUUUAAAUAAACAGUUUAAGUAUCUGUCAUUUUAAGUAUAUU